Molecule: messenger RNA, 453 nt
Organism: Penicilliopsis zonata CBS 506.65
Lineage: Eukaryota; Fungi; Ascomycota; Eurotiomycetes; Eurotiales; Aspergillaceae
Exons: 3
Coding region: 1-453 (150 amino acids)
Biological process (GO): mRNA splicing, via spliceosome; nuclear-transcribed mRNA catabolic process
Cellular component (GO): Lsm1-7-Pat1 complex; U2-type prespliceosome; spliceosomal tri-snRNP complex
Molecular function (GO): RNA binding
Source: RefSeq, a predicted model, not a curated record
AUGUCUGAACGAGGUUCCUUUCGGGGCCGUGGCCGCGGCGGAGGUCACGACAGGGGAGGCCGUGGCGCCCACUCCCACUCCACCCAACACAGCUCACGAGGUGGCGGUGCACACCAGCACCACGGGCAUCACCAGCAACAGCAUGGCGAUAGGGAGAAGGAGAAACAGGAGAAGCCCAAGAAGGAGAAUAUCCUCGAUUUAUCCAAGUAUAUGGAUAAGCUGGUCCAUGUCAAGUUCAAUGGAGGAAGAGAGGUUACCGGUACGCUCAAGGGCUUCGAUCAGCUCAUGAACUUGGUGCUCGAUGAGGUCAAGGAAGUCAUGCGAGAUGACGAUGGCAACGAGACUACCCGCUCCCUUGGCCUGAUCGUCGCGCGUGGGACUUUGAUUGUUUUGAUCUCCCCGGCGGACGGCAGCGAGGAGAUUGCCAAUCCCUUUGUCCAGCAGGAGGAGUAA